Messenger RNA from Hyaloscypha bicolor E, 1950 nucleotides. Its product is annotated as FAD-binding domain-containing protein. Gene Ontology annotation, cellular component: membrane; cytoplasm. Bases 158 to 1705 code for a protein of 515 amino acids. Gene Ontology annotation, biological process: steroid metabolic process. The record is from RefSeq and is a predicted model, not a curated record. The transcript has a single exon. NCBI's taxonomy places the organism in Eukaryota, Fungi, Ascomycota, Leotiomycetes, Helotiales, Hyaloscyphaceae. Gene Ontology annotation, molecular function: Delta24(24-1) sterol reductase activity; FAD binding.
GCUGCGUGUACUUCUCACCCGGAACGUCCAACUGGCUAAACAUAGCAAAAGGAAUCAACAAGAUAAAUUUCACCCGCUUGACCUUCAUUGACCACAAACUUUAGUCGCACCCAUAUCCACACCAUCCUCGCCGUGUCAUCUCUCCAUCAGCCAAGCCAUGGAAGCGCAUGGCACUGCUGUUGCGGCCAUCGAAGCCAGCGUCCGCUCUUUCUCGGAAGUGCAGCAGCCAUUUCGCAUUUAUCACGGCUCGACGAAUAGCACCCGCGACUCGUCGCGCUAUCUGGACAACACCGUGGAUACAAGCAAACUCAACCAAGUCCUUCGCAUUGACACGGAGGCGAAAACGGCCAUUGUCGAGCCUAAUGUUCCCAUGGACGCUCUUUUGCAGGCGACCCUCGAGCACGGCCUAAUACCCUUGGUUGUCAUGGAAUUCCCCGGCAUCACGGCUGGAGGUGGAUUCUCUGGCACGUCGGGGGAGAGCAGUUCGUUUCGCUAUGGCUUUUUCGACGGGACCGUAAACUGGAUCGAGAUGGUACUUGCCAAUGGCACUACGACGAGGGCAUCAAGGACCGAGAAUCCUGAUGUAUUCUGGGGAGCCGCCUCGUCCUUCGGAACGCUCGGUGUUGUAACGCUAUUGGAAGUUCGCUUGAGGGAGGCAACCAAGUACGUCGAGUUGUCAUAUUAUGCUGCGUCGACUAUGCCCGAUGCAAUGAAGAUAUUCGAGGCCCAGACGGCGAACCCUACGGUCGAUUAUCUGGAUGGAAUCGUCUUUGCACGAGACUCUAUUGUCAUCUGUUCCGGCCGCCUCACCUCUUCCCUUCCCGCCGGAGCUCAUGUACAGCAAUUUACACGCCGCAGUGACCCAUGGUUCUACAUCCAUGUGCAACGGAGAGUAGACAUAAACACCCCUCGGGAGGAACCUGUCACGGAGUACGUUCCGCUGGUGGAUUACCUAUUCCGUUACGACCGCGGAGGCUUCUGGGUGGGACGCUACGCCUUCCGCUACUUCAUCACCCCCUUCAACCGCAUCACCCGCUCUAUUCUCGACCGCUUCAUGCACACCCGCAUCAUGUACCACGCGCUACAUGCUAGCGGGCAGUCACGCAUGUAUAUUAUCCAGGACGUGGCAUUGCCAUAUGACGCCGCGCCCAAAUUUCAUGAGUGGUUGCACGAUGCGUUCGGCUUAUACCCGCUAUGGCUGUGUCCACUGCGGCAACGGCGUGAUGGUGGCUGUCCUGAAGCCCGCCAUGGUUUGUACGCAAGUCUUGCAGAUCCGAAAGGCUCACCUGAAUUCAUGAUGAACUUCGGUGUUUGGGGGCCGGGCUCGAAGAACCGGAGCGAGUUUGUUCGCCAGAAUCGGCUUCUUGAGCACAAAGUUGACGAGCUCGGUGGGCGAAAGUGGCUAUAUGCACACGCGUACUACACCAAGGAGGAAUUCUGGAGCAUUUACGAACGUGCGGCAUACGAUAAGCUCCGAGCCAAGUAUGGGGCGUCGUACCUGCCGAGUGUUUAUGAUAAGGUGAAGGUUGACGUUGAAGCCGAGGAGCGGGCUAUCCACACUUUGUGGAUGGCGUGGUUGCUAUGGCUUUUCUGGAGCAUUUGGCCAUUUAGUGGACUGUAUGGCGUGUAUAAAGCGUGGAGAGGCGGUGAGUAUUUGUUGCAGAAGGAAUCGAGCUCUUCAUUCCCAGCCUUGAAAGAAGAUUGAGGAAAUGGGCGGGGUGUCUUCUAAACAACGGGGUUGAAUUAGGAGAGGUAUUGCAAAUAGCUUGAAGUGGCUAAAUAGCCUUGGCUGGUGCUAAUAUCAUGUCUUUUUGUGGAUGGCAUUUGUUCAAUAUUUAGAUCUACAGCGUCGCAAGCUGUGUUAAAAGUAUACAAUUACCCCAGUUGACUAAUCUCCAUUCUUGGCUCAUGUUUACUAUAGCCAUUAUAGGACAAAUGAAAGAAAACCUU